UAAUCACAAUGACUAUCAGUUUGUAUUUCAUGUAAAUAAAAUGAUACAUCUUUAGUGUAACUAACUAAGUAAUUAUUAUCAUGUUUUCUAUUCAUUUCAGUUCAAAAUGGGGCGCCGACCAGCUCGGUGUUACCGGUAUUGUAAGAACAAACCAUACCCAAAGUCCAGAUUUUGUCGUGGUGUCCCAGAUCCCAAGAUCCGUAUCUUUGAUCUUGGAAGGAAGAAGGCCAGGGUUGACGACUUUCCUCUGUGUGUACAUCUCGUAUCAGAUGAAUAUGAACAGCUCUCUUCUGAGGCCUUAGAGGCAGGGCGCAUCUGUGCCAACAAAUACUUGGUCAAGAACUGUGGUAAAGACGCUUUCCACAUGCGGAUACGGGUGCACCCCUUCCACGUCAUCAGAAUCAACAAGAUGUUGUCAUGUGCCGGAGCCGAUAGGCUUCAGACAGGGAUGAGAGGAGCUUUUGGUAAACCCCAGGGAACUGUAGCCCGCGUACACAUUGGACAGCCAAUCAUGUCUGUACGUGCCCGUGAAACUCACCAGGCCGCUGUUGUCGAAGCUCUCAGGAGAGCCAAAUUCAAGUUCCCAGGACGACAGAAGAUUCACGUCUCCAAGAAGUGGGGCUUCACUAAGUGGGACAGGCCUCAGUACGAAGUGAUGAGGGCUGAUGGACGACUAAUUCCAGACGGCGUCAAUGUACAGUAUAAACCUAACAAGGGGCCUCUCAAAGCCUGGAUGGACAGACAGAGAGUCUAACCUAUUUUAUUGUGAUCUGGACAGAAAAAAUAAACAUGUGGGCCUUCA
Messenger RNA from Saccostrea cuccullata (small rock oyster), 802 nucleotides. Its product is annotated as large ribosomal subunit protein uL16-like. Gene Ontology annotation, biological process: translation; ribosomal large subunit assembly. Gene Ontology annotation, cellular component: cytosolic large ribosomal subunit; ribosome. The record is from RefSeq and is a predicted model, not a curated record. Bases 107 to 754 code for a protein of 215 amino acids. Lineage: Eukaryota; Metazoa; Mollusca; Bivalvia; Ostreida; Ostreidae. The transcript has 5 exons. Gene Ontology annotation, molecular function: structural constituent of ribosome.